UGGGAAAAAGCGAUUGCUUUUAUUUGUUUUUUUCAAGCUGCUGAUGACAAGUAGGUAAUUUUUGAAUAAGAACAACAAAAGAAAUAUACCAACAACAUGACCAGUAGCAGUAUUUCAUCGCCGCCCAGCGAUGGAGCAGCGCUGCUCCAAGCGAGUGUUAGUCGCCGCUCUGCGCUGGACAUUAUGAUGCCGCCAGGGGGUGGAAGUUCCUGCUCAAACGCACAGUCCUCGUCCGCCGCAGCACCAUCUUCAAGCAGCUCUCUCCCUUCAAGCAGCUCUCUCCUACCCGACACGCAGCACGUGAUUUCGGACCGACAGGAAGCAUUGUGGGCGGACGCUAAGAUAGACGGACGUGCGGUGUUUUCCAAGCGAGAGAGCUACAAACUUCAUCGUAGGCGUCUUAUCGCCUUGCAGGCAGAUGUGGAAAGGAUUCGGGCAGUCGUUCGGUUGACUUUGAAGAACAGCUUGAUUAAGGAAAAAGAUUUUGGAUGCUUCACUGGAUGUUUUCCUGCUAGAUUCAUUCUGGAAAUCCAUGGUGAAUGCAAGAUUUCACGUUGAUAUAACACGAUGCAAGCGACUCCUUCACAGCGUCCCAAUAAUCUGCAACGAAUUUCUUCUAGUAAAUAUGCUUCCAUUCUUGAAAUGAAAACGAGAAAGAACGACCCUCUAACAUCACAGACACAACGAACAACGGUGUCGAUGGUACCAGUACUAGUACGAUGUCGUCUCAACUGUACAGAUAUUUUGGUGGAGAUGUCGGCGUUUUGUCCCAUGUAGCAGAGAACCUGGCUGAAAUCGGUCCUGCUGUUGGCUUCUUCGGCCAAAUAUAUGAUAGCGAUUUGCGUGGUGUCACGUCUCAUGUUGAACAACAGUGUGAUGGAGCUAGCAAGGCUGAUAACGUAAGUAUGAAUGGCGAUAACAAGAGUAAGCGUGAUCAAGAAGAAGUAGGUUCAAGUACAAGUUCUUCAGGUUCUUCAACCCCUACAAGCAGUAGUAGUACCUUCGCCAAGGUGCCCAAGUCCAGCAAGAACAACAACAUUCGACUUUUAUUGCGCAAAAGACCCCUACUCCCCGACGAAAUUCACGCUGCCGAAUGGGAUGUCGUUUCUAGACCUGAGCUUUCUACCUUGUUAGUUCACGAAGGCAGAGUUGCUUAUAAUGGACGGCGAUUACAACUGCAACUGUCUCAUCACACAGCUGAUGCGAUUCUGACAGGUGGGGAUCGUUUGAGAGGGGUGAUGGAUUUCUCAAACUACAACAGUGCUAGUAGUGGUUUGCUGUCUUCCAGUACACCUACAGGAACAUCAUCUCCAAUCUCCGAUUCCACCUGUGGACCGGCACAAGGCUCUCACACAAUCCUCUGCUAUGGACAAACAGGGACUGGCAAGACGUUCACAAUGCGGGAGAUCGUGGACGAAAUCUUGCAGGACUUGCAAAAUCAAAGCGAUACCAUUAUUACUAGCUCCUCCUGCGAAGAAGUACAAGUAGUAGAGAUUCAAUGUUUCGAACUACUGCACAAAGUCGCAUUUGACUUACUGGAUGGGAGAAAACAAGUGAAAAUCUUGGAGGAUGCGAGUAGGACGGUGCAUGUGAAAGCUAAGUGGGUUCGAUGUGCGAUGGGCAUGGGAGCCGACGUGAAAGCGAAAGACGGCUCUUCACCAGCCGGGGGUGAGAACAAUACAUCUUCAGCGGGGCAGUCUGCCUCUGAUGUUGAAGACGCUCGAACAACAAUCGACCACGCCUUAGCAUUACGCCUUUCGGAAGCAACCGAACGAAACGUGUGCUCCAGUCGCAGUCAUGCUUUCUUUAUGUUCCGGAUUGGAGGAAGGCUGAUUCGUGUGAUAGACCUAGCCGGUAGUGAACGCAACUUCGAGACCCAGGCAAUGACAGCAGCCCAACAUCGGCAGUCAGCGUUGAUUAAGGCCUACCCUAGUCCACCUUCGGAAGCAGUGAAGCAUCCUGUAACUGUUCCACAAGGGGAGAACAGCUCCAAGAUGGAUAUCGAGAUGGAUUUGGGUGAGUUCUAAUUUGAUCAAUAGUAGUCUGAUGACGUUGAAAACCUGUUUGCGAAUGCUGGCUUCUGCUUCUGCAGAGAAUCAUAGACGAAAAAUACCGUUCAGAGACUCGCGGUUGACACAUUUGCUGCAGGAUUGCUUCGUGGGGACCACAAGCAAAGCGAUUACUUCACAGGAAGCACCUCCUGAGGACGUAGCAGCAGUAGGUAGUUUACCUCAACAUAAACAAGAUCAAGAACAACCAUCUUCACAGAAGGAGACCUUUCCAACAUCAACUCGGAUGACAAUCAUAGCUACCGUCUCUCCUUGUGCUCGGGACGCCAUCCAUAGUAGGAAUACUCUGUCCCACGUCUGCGAUAUGGUUGGGCGUGCUUCUCCAUCCUGCGUCCUAGACUUGCCACUGGAACUGUUCUACCAUUAAGGCGAAUAUAAUUGUUUACAGGUUAGCGUUAGAAGUAAGUACUACAAAUUGCUGAAUAAUACGAGAGUCAAAGUAGUAGAUGUAACUGGAUUUUUCUCUCUAUGAUCUUCAAAUGUGAUCGAUGUACCACAGAAUUCGAUAUCCAGAUUACUACAAUGUUGUGGAGGAGGCUUUGAAAUAAACUAUAUAAUUACCGCAGAACCUCUAGAAGAAGAUCCAUCUACUCUUACUCCCUAGCCUCUAGUACAACCCUCCUAUCCCUAGCAUCUAGUACAGCCCUCCUAUCCCUAGCCUCUAGUGCAACCCUCUUCUAACAACAAGAGAUCAAUGUAUGUAAGGAAACUGGGAAAGCCAAGCCGAUCGAACUCUGGUCCGAGGAGGACGUGCAGAAAUGGCUAGGACAAGUGGCUGGUGGGCGGUUUGCGAGGAUCGUUCUACCGGAAAAGUUCAGAGACGGAAAAGGCUUGCUGUUUUUGACGGAAAUGGGAACGCAAGUUGCUCAUGGACGAGGUGGUUGUGUGGGGGCAGUGGGACGACAAGAGGAAGGUAGUUCAUCUUCGCAGGGAAGUGCUCAAGGACGAUUUUUUUCUACGACAAUAUCACAAGAAGGGUCUUCUACCUCUUCUUCCUCAUCGAAAAUCGACUAUCCUCCUGCUCAUCCUGAAGCACUAGGUGGUGGCGGAGAAGCAGGUUCUCCUUCAAGAGGACAAGAACUCGAAGGAGAUGAGGAGGAGACAGCUAGAAGUACUUCGAAUGCGAGUAGGAAUGAGUUGUUUGAGGUUUUUGCGAACGAUCAGAUGCGUCGGGCACGUGUUAAUGAAGAGGGAGCAUCAUGGAACAUUCAGGGGCCAGAGCAAAUGAACAAAAUCCUCGAAAUGUUUUGCGCUUUGGUCAGGGUAGAGGUAAAUCGAAGUGAAAAACUGAGAAGUCAUUAAGACGUAGAGAGGCAGCAGGAUUUACUUUAGCGCAGAAUGAGAAACAGUAGCAAAAACUCAUGAUUGCAUAGGAAAGCAGCCUGCAGGUGAACAUCGCGUGAAGAUCGG
Amoebophrya sp. A25 is the source of this 3479-nucleotide messenger RNA. The record is from the annotation of a GenBank genome assembly. NCBI's taxonomy places the organism in Eukaryota, Dinophyceae, Syndiniales, Amoebophryaceae.